UGCCCUGCUCGAGUUUGCAGUUGAGUGCGCCAGGGCAGUACGGCUGAAUUAUAUAACUUUAAUGUACUCACGGGGUUUAAUGGCGCAACAGCGGAGGACUGCGCCUCAGAUCCGUCGCUCCAUCGCGGAUUAGUCCUGAAUUCCUCUCGCAGAAAGUGAUCGAUCACCGCCCUCCUUCAUUUUUCUCCCCUGCACCGGCGACGUGUGUUAAAAGUUACCGACACAGAUCGAGCGAGGCUGGGGCGCGCACACGAUGGAUCGCUGAACUCCUGCGGGGUUAGCGACGCUCUUGUUGACUCGAGUUUGGAGCAGUUCAGGCUGCGGACGAUGUUUUCCUGCCCCACGUCCGGAGGGGCAGCGACGGACCCGGCUGACAUUUCACUGCGCCACGCUCCUGCGAGGAAGGGGUUUCAUCCGAGAGCUUGAUUGGAACGGCGGACGCUGCGUAAUUUCUCCGACUCUUGUUCCUCCAAACUCGGACUUAAAACGGGAGAUGACCUGAGCGGUGGGGAGUGCAUUCCCCCCUUUUCACCACAGGAUAAAGAUAUGGAUCAGGGUGGACUGAAGCGCAACUGUAAUCGAGACGACAGCCUGACAUUUGGGGAGACAGCAGUCGGAGUAGGCAGUGACACAGGUGACACGGCUGGUUCGCUGCUCCAACCCGCUGCGAUGCACCUGCCCAGCCCCAGUUCCCUGCCCCAGCUAACGGUGGCCCCAAACGGAGGGGCUGGCACCAAAGACCAGGGGGAGUUCGGAGGUCUCUUUGAGUCCCCUCGUGGCCAGUGUGAAGGGUCAGAAAUGAAGGAGGGUAAAAUCAUCAGAUUGCAGAAACGAAAACACCACCUGGAUAUUGGUAUGUUCAACAUGGAGGACAAUUUGUCGUUGCUGAACCAGAAUAUUUCUGAUCUCAACCGGACGUCCACCUCUGUCAUCAGUACUUCAGACACCUCCGUCCUGGGCAAACUGCCUUUGCCCAACCUUUUCCCCCAGCACAUCAAGCAGGAGGGAGGUUUUUCUCUGGAAAAGGAGCUGGGCACUUACGGUGGACAUACAGGCGGCGGCCCGUGUGAUUUGGAUGGCAACAGCGGUCACCUUAUUGAGGAUACCGAGAUCUGGCAAGACCUGGACCUCCCUAAUUCAUUGCCAGAAAUCAGUGAUUUUGAGUUGGAUUCAGAGGUGGCACACUUGGAUAACAUCCUACAUGACAGCAGCGGCGGUUGCGGUCCUGACGGCAGUUUGCUUAAGGAAACAAAGGUCCUGGUGGGCAACGGAGGAAACUGUACCGAUGUGAAUGGCACCGACCAGCAGCACCCCUUACAGCAUCAUCAGCACCAGCAGCAGCAGCACCGCCACCUGCUACAGCACCAGCAACAUCAGUUACACCAUCAACAUCAGCAGCCUCCAUCGCUUCUCUCCAGCGUCAUGAUCAAGGAGGAGAAAGAUCACGACAACUCUUUCAUCCACAUCCGCACACCUGGCGUUGUCAAACAGGAGAAGCAGGAGAAUGGCAGUUUCUGCCAGUCGCAGUGUCUCCAGAGCAGCAUGAGCUCUCUGCACGGAGGAGGCCCGAUGUCCUCGACCAUGGGAGCCGGCGCAGUACCUGGCUACCACUACAAAGCCAGCCCGUCCUCCACCGUGGGCCUACAAGACCAGAAGCCUUUUGGCAUUUUCUCGAAUCUGCCUGCAGUCGCGGAGAGCUGGACGAGGGGGGGCAGGUUUGGAGAGCCGUCCGGGAUACAGAGGGGCAACGAUGGGCUCCCCUCCGCAGCCAUGUCACCCUUCUCUGUCAGCUUCUCCAGCUCGUCUCCCAGAACAGGAGAGAACAGCAGCUCCGCUGUGCCAGGCCUGUCCAAGCCCAGCGGUCCGACCCAUAAGAUCUGUUUGGUGUGUUCGGAUGAAGCUUCAGGAUGCCACUACGGUGUCGUAACCUGCGGCAGUUGCAAGGUGUUCUUCAAGAGGGCGGUCGAAGGAUGGAGAGCACGACAAAACACAGAUGGCCAACACAACUAUCUCUGUGCAGGAAGGAACGACUGCAUCAUAGAUAAGAUCCGCAGGAAGAACUGUCCAGCCUGCCGCUUCAGGAAAUGUCUUCAAGCCGGAAUGAACUUGGAAGCGAGGAAAAACAAGAAGCUGAUCAAGAUGAAAGUGCACCGGCCCACUGGAUCGGCAGAGCCCAUCAGCAACAUGCCAGUCCCCGUCAUCCCCAGGAUGCCCCAGCUUGUGCCGACCAUGCUGUCUGUGCUCAAGGCCAUCGAGCCAGAGAUCAUCUACUCUGGCUACGACAGCACUCUGCCCGACACCUCCACACGACUCAUGACCACUCUCAACAGGCUGGGGGGGCAGCAGGUCAUCUCUGCAGUCAAGUGGGCUAAGUCACUGCCAGGCUUCCGCAACCUGCACCUGGACGACCAGAUGACAUUGCUGCAGUGCUCCUGGCUCUUUCUGAUGUCCUUCAGUCUGGGCUGGAGAUCGUAUGAGCAGUGCAACGGCAACAUGCUCUGCUUCGCCCCCGAUCUCGUCAUCAACAAAGAGCGAAUGAAGCUGCCCUUCAUGACCGACCAGUGCGAGCAAAUGCUGAAGAUCUGCAAUGAGUUUGUCAGACUGCAGGUGUCCUACGACGAGUACCUGUGUAUGAAGGUCCUAUUACUGCUCAGUACAGUACCAAAAGACGGCCUGAAGAGCCAGGCGGUGUUUGACGAGAUCAGGAUGACGUAUAUCAAGGAGCUUGGGAAAGCCAUCGUCAAGAGGGAGGAGAACGCCAGUCAAAACUGGCAGCGCUUCUACCAGUUAACUAAGCUACUGGACUCCAUGCAGGAGAUGGUCGAGGGCCUCCUCCAGAUCUGUUUCUACACCUUUGUGAAUAAAACCCUCAGCGUGGAAUUCCCGGAGAUGCUGGCGGAGAUCAUCACCAACCAGAUACCAAAAUUCAAAGAUGGGAGCGUCAAGCCUCUGCUGUUUCAUCAGAAAUGACUGCCUUAAAACUGUGAAGCAAUGACUCAAAUCCUCCUCCAAGAGCACAAUACCUGUAGCCUCACGCCUCGUAAUCCGCUCACAGAUUUAGCCAGACUACAGUGCAGGAGGCCCGGCUACCGACCUGUGGCCCUUCCUCUCGGCUACCCAGGAAGAAAUUUGGCCUCGAGAGGAAAUGCUUUUGGCUCUGAAUGUCUUGUGGGCAGGCUGCUGGUGAUCUACCCCUCCCACCCCCACCCCCCUGUCACCUUCUCCUCCCACGUCUUUCCUGCCUCCAUUGUUCUACUGCUUUUUCUCAGAGACCGGCCAACUCUGUACCACCACCAUUUCCUACGUUCUGUCCAACUCCCUGGAUUAGCGACCUGCGCGAGCUUGCCCCCACGUUUGAAUCCUGCUGUUCCUCUGCUCACCUGCCCAGCUUCGUCCCAGCUCCACUGUGCGGAGAAUGUAGUGAGCCGCUCACUUGUGUUGUGGUUUUUCAGAGAGCUUCUGACGACGAAAGGGACAAAAAAAUAAAAAAAAUAAAAAAACUGCAGUCAAAAUUAGAAACAUACAAUACAAUACAAUCGUUUUUGUUUUCUCUCUCCCCCUCUGGACCCAAGGACAGUGAGGACAAACUGUUUUCAGCUGUUCACCUGACCACGGGAAGAAAAAACAAAAAACUGCCAGAGGAUUUUCUCCCUUUUUUUCUGACCACACAUGCAAAAGUCACACGAACACGCAGACAUGCAGUCACACAGCAAAAUGUUUACACGGGAUGUAUCCGAGAAGGGAAAACCAGUGCCUUUUAGCUUUUUAAAGCUCUUCAUAGCCAUCCUCUGUAAACCGUUGUUUCUUUGCAUCAGAAUGUAACCCAGACAUCCUUCCACAUAUUUCAUUCUAUUUUAAGUUUUUCUUUUUCAUGCUGGCAAUUUCUGUUUUCUUUCCAAAUUGCCAUUUCAGUGUUUUCAAAGUGGGCAGCUCUCUCUGUUCGGAUCCCCAGACACGCACACGAGGACGACACGACAACAUGCAGAUAGGAAAAGUGUGGUGCAGUAGGAAGUGUUAGGAUCUUAAUUUUUUUCAUCUCAAAAAGUUUCACCUAAAAAAACUUCAGGAAAACAAAAUGUUGUUUCAUGUGUCUCUUCCCCGUGUGACGUGUAUUAGACAAAUAUACCAAAUCUCCCGAUUCAGAUCUCAUUGUGUUAAAAGUUACAGUACAUUGAUUAUUUCAACAAAUAUAAUGUUGAAUACACGUUCAAAUAUUUUCCCCUCUUCUCCAGAAUAGCACCCAGUGGAGCACAUGCCUCCGUCAAGGCCCAACAUAGGCCCUCAUUAAAUUCAAUCGGGCUGCACCGAAGGUCACACACUCAUAAAUAACAGUCAUCUAAACCUGGCUGACUCAGGAUCCAUCAGUUAAAAAAAAAAAUGCUGAAUCUAGCAAUGGUAAAGAAAGUGAUAGAAAUAAUUUGGGGAUUUGCCUCUAAAAUGUAACGGGUUCUUUCUUUGCCCGUGUCCCGUCCUUUCCACCAAGUUUAGUGGGAAUCUGUUUUUGCGUGAAACAAACAAUCAGAAAAAUGGACAGGGGCCAAAAAAUAUAUUCCAAAACAGAGGUAAGAAGCAAAAACUGCUUUCUGCUAAACUGAUACGACUGGAAAUAUCUGAUGUUUUGAUAUAUUUCCCUAAAUAUUCCAAGACUUGGACUAAUCAACUUUUUAUUCACAAACUUUUGCAAUUUUUUUAUUGCUCAAAUGGAUGCUUUUUGUCUUUAAGAGCUAAACUGCAUUUUUUUAAACAGAUCCCAUGAGGGUGUGUUGAUGAAAAGCCAUAAGUCAAACCCGUCCUGUCAUCACCAGCUGCUUUAACACUGAGGUUCCACUUUUAUUCACUUUAAAAUACACUCAAAUGUCUCAUGUAGUCAGUUGCCGCCUGUUGAUAUCUCAGAAAUCACAGAGGUACGGACGGACGUAUUUCCUGGUGUGUGUUGCCACCUCGUAAAGGUUACUAGACUGGUUCCAUUUUAGAGAUAAUGAGUGUGUAAUAAUUCUCAAACUUCAACAUACUUAAAGCUUAUGAUUAACUUCACUGUGUAGUUCUCCUGAUGAUUACCAUCAAUUACCAUUUUAGAUUGAAUCGACCCUUUAAUCAGCUUCAUCUCAGUGUGUUUGCACAAACCCAACCUGGAGUUAUUAUUAAACUGUUGAGCUCA
This is a messenger RNA of Paralichthys olivaceus (Japanese flounder), 5158 nucleotides long. RefSeq names its product glucocorticoid receptor-like. The record is from RefSeq and is a predicted model, not a curated record. Gene Ontology annotation, molecular function: nuclear glucocorticoid receptor activity; steroid binding; nuclear receptor activity. Gene Ontology annotation, cellular component: nucleus; chromatin. Lineage: Eukaryota; Metazoa; Chordata; Actinopteri; Pleuronectiformes; Paralichthyidae. Gene Ontology annotation, biological process: nuclear receptor-mediated glucocorticoid signaling pathway; regulation of transcription by RNA polymerase II.